GGAAAGUUAAAGCGGCGGCCAAAGGUCGAAUACACCAAGGACGGUCGUAAGAUAAUCGAUGGUGUGCUUGAAGACGAACAAGAACCAAACGCGUUAUGGACGACCACCAUAUCGCGAGGUGUUGCCCAUGACUGGAGGGAAAGAGCAGAAGCAGGACCGUUCUAUCGAACUAGAGCAUUAUGGGCAGCACAACUGGUCCCAUUUUUCACAAUUUUCAGGACCGAUUAUUUAUGUGAUCAGUCACUUUCUUUCAGUGACUGAUCACAUAAAUAAUCGGUCCUGA
Messenger RNA from Haemonchus placei, 283 nucleotides. The record is from the annotation of a GenBank genome assembly. NCBI's taxonomy places the organism in Eukaryota, Metazoa, Nematoda, Chromadorea, Rhabditida, Trichostrongylidae.